Molecule: messenger RNA, 1842 nt
Organism: Cryptotermes secundus
Lineage: Eukaryota; Metazoa; Arthropoda; Insecta; Blattodea; Kalotermitidae
Product: probable cytochrome P450 6a14
Molecular function (GO): oxidoreductase activity, acting on paired donors, with incorporation or reduction of molecular oxygen; heme binding; iron ion binding
Source: RefSeq, a predicted model, not a curated record
UUCUGGAUGUGGGGGUUCUGGUAGCCUCUCUCUUCGCAGUGUUAUAUGUCUACUUCAAAUUAUCCUUCACCUACUGGAAGCAAAGGAACGUACCUUACAUCAAACCAACAUUCCUCUUUGGAAAUUUCAGAGACCUGAUACUUUUUAGAAAAUCUCAAGGUCAUGUGUUCGAAGAUCUUUACAAAAAACUAGACGGUGAGAAAUGUGGAGGUACUUACACUUUCACGAAACCUACAUUCAUAUUCCGUGACCCAGAGAUUAUUAAAAAUGUCCUGGUUAAAGACUUCGCCAGUUUCCAUGAUCGCGGCUUCUACGUGAAUGAAGAGACUGAACCCCUUUCUGGUCACUUGUUCUUUCUCUGUGGAAACAGAUGGAGAAAUCUUCGCGCCAAAUUGACACCAACUUUCACUUCCGGUAAAAUGAAGAUGAUGUUUCAAACUUUGGUUGAGUCUGGGCACGAACUUGGAACCAUUCUAGAAGAAACCGCCAAUAACGAAGAGAUUAUUGAAAUCAAAGAUACCUUGGCUAGGUACAGCACGGACGUGAUAUCGUCAUGUGCAUUUGGCAUCCAAUGUAAUUGUCUCAAGAAUCCAGACGCUGAGUUUCGUCAAUGGGGAAGAAAAGUCUUCCAAGCGUCGGUGAAAUCAGCAAUAAUUGGAUCUCUCCUUGGUAUUUUUCCCUUUUUGGUGAAUGUGUUGAAGAUCAGAGGUUUAGAUCCAAAAGUUUCGAAAUAUUUCCGAAGUAUGGUUCAAGACACCGUGAACUAUAGGGAGAAAGACAACAUUAAGCGCAAUGACUUUUUGCAACUGCUUAUCCAGAUCAAGAAUGAGGGCAAAGUGGAGGAAGAACACAGUUAUCCUAAACAGAAUGGUCAUGGAAAUAAGAACAGAUCUGGUGAGAGCGGUUUUUCGAUGAACUCGCUGGCGGCCCAGGCUUUCGCUUUCUUUCUUGGGGGUUUCGAGACUUCGUCAACCACCAUGACUUUCUGUAUGUACGAGCUGUCAUUGCACCAGGAUAUACAGGAACGUCUCCGGGAAGAGAUCGAUGCUGUGCUGAAGAAACAUGAAGGCAAUAUUACGUAUGAAGCCAUCCAAGAGAUGAAGUAUUUGGAUAAAGUUGUCGCAGAAACUCUUCGGAAAUAUCCAGUUGUUCCGAUAUUAAACCGUGAAUGUACGAAAGCCUACAAAAUACCUGACACGGACAUUGUUCUGGAGAAGGGAAUCCGAACGGUUAUACCCAUAUUGGGCCUUCAUCAUGACCCAAAAUAUUAUCCUGACCCUGAAAGAUUCGACCCGGAGAGAUUCAGUGAAGAGGAAAAGGCGAAGAGGCACAAUUAUGUGUACCUGCCUUUCGGAGAGGGUCCCAGGAUAUGUAUAGGAAUGCGAUUCGGGCUGAUGCAAACCAAAGUGGGACUUGUCUCUCUUCUUUCCAAGUACCAGUUCAGCGUCAGCAAGAGAACUCCAGUUCCAUUGGUGUUUGAAACGAAAUCAUUCAACUUGUCGCCUGUUGGUGGAAUGUGGCUGCAGAUUAAGAAGCGCGUGAAGUAGAUAAGUUUGUGUAACAUGGGGGAAGAAAUGAACGAAAAUAAUUUUAUGUUAGCUUUUUUUAAUUAGCCCUGAAAUAUGGUAUCUGGAGUAUCUAAGUCAAACAGGAGGGGUUCGGAUUAAUUUCCUGUAUGUAAAUAUUACACUAGUACGUACAUAACACAGAUUUAUUCAUUUAAUUGCGACUACACUCUAUAAUUUUCUCUUGGAAUAAGUGGAAUAAAACCAAAUGGUCAAUAUGUUUAACAAUUACUUCAUGAAGGUGUAACGGGGAAUAAAGACAACACUGCACGUAUUC